This is a messenger RNA of Aspergillus costaricaensis CBS 115574, 381 nucleotides long. RefSeq lists its product as uncharacterized. NCBI's taxonomy places the organism in Eukaryota, Fungi, Ascomycota, Eurotiomycetes, Eurotiales, Aspergillaceae. The record is from RefSeq and is a predicted model, not a curated record. The coding region runs from base 98 to 343 and encodes 81 amino acids. The transcript has a single exon.
GGGUACCCCGGGUGCUUCAUAUCUCUACACUGUAGAUGAGAAUUAGUAGCUUUGAUCGUCGAUCUGGUGGAACACAUCAUUCGGAUCUCGAUUGGUAAUGCUCAUGCUAAGAUUGCUGCUGUCAUUUCGCGUCGUGUACGCCGUCGGAGGAUAUAUAACCACUCCUGCUAUGUGUCUUGUCUUCUGUCGCGGCGAUGCCGAUGGGGCAUUGCUUAUCGAUCCAUGUCAGAGCGGUAGUAUUUCCUGGAGCUCGUGGCCCAAUCAUUGCGUGCUUAUAUCGCGGGCCUUAUCGGUCAAAGCUAGGAGAGUCUCAGGCUGUUGCUACCCACUGUAUUUGCAUUAGAGCAUCGGCUACUGUUGUCCGGCUUGCAGACAAUGUAA